AUGGAGGUGUGCGCGGAGGGUGUAUCACGCCCGCCUACCACGCAUAUAUCGUGUUUAUACCCGGAGAUCCUUGCGCUAAUAUUCAGCUACCUGGACGUGCGCGACAAAGGUCGCGUCGCGCAGGUGUGCGCGACGUGGCGCGAGGCAGCGUACCGCAAGAGCGUGUGGAGAGGCGUAGAAGCCAAACUACACCUACGUAGGGCCAACCCGUCUUUGUUCGCCUCGUUAGGUUCCAGGGGCAUCAGGAAGGUUCAGGUUCUCUCCCUCAGGAGGGUCCUACGGGACGUCAUUAGCGGGGUACCUAACAUCACCUCACUUAACCUCUCCGGCUGCUACAACGUCUCCGACAUCAGCCUGACGCACGCCUUUGCGUCAGAGUGCCCCUCGCUGACGCAACUUAACCUGUCCCUGUGUAAGCAGGUAUCAGACUCGUCCCUAGGGAAGAUCUCCCAGCAGCUCAGGAACCUUGAAAUUUUAGACCUAGGAGGCUGUUCCUACAUCACCAACACAGGCCUAUUGCUGGUGGCUUGGGGCCUGAAGAAACUCCGUAGGCUCAAUUUGCGUUCCUGCUGCCUAAUUAGUAAUCAGGGGAUAGCGUACCUAGCAGGCCAGCACCAGGAGGCAGCCGACGGAACCACGGCUUUGGAAUUCCUAGGCCUACAAGACUGCCAGAAGCUAUCAGAUGAGGCCCUACGGCAUGUAGCCCUAGGCCUACCAAGCCUAAAAGCUAUAAAUCUUUCAUUCUGCGCCAGCAUCACCGACUCAGGUGUCAAGUACCUAGCCAGGAUGCCUAAUUUAAUAGACCUAAACCUCAGAUCCUGCGACAACAUCUCAGACAUAGGCAUAGCCUAUUUAGCCGAAGGAGGCUCAAGAAUAACCAGCCUAGACGUCUCAUUUUGCGACAAAAUUGGCGACCAGGCCUUGGUACAUAUUUCCCAAGGCCUAUUUACCCUUAGGUCCCUCUCCUGCUCGGCCUGCCAAAUUAGUGACGAGGGAAUUUACAGAAUUUCACGAACGCUACACGAAUUAGACACCCUGAACAUAGGCCAGUGCGUCAGGAUCACGGACAAAGGCCUACAGCUUAUUGCUGAGCACCUAACGAACCUAUAUUCCAUAGACCUAUACGGCUGUAACAGGAUUACCACAGUAGGCCUAGAGAGAAUUAUGCAGUUGCCACGGUUGUCCGUGUUGAAUUUAGGCCUAUGGCACAAACACAGGCGGUGACGUAAGUCGUACGUAGGUGUUCGUAGCCUAUCAGGGAAGACAGAUAGCAAGGUGUUGCUACGUGGUAGUCAGGUGUUGCUACGUGGUAGUCAGGUGUUGCUACGUGGUAGUCAGGUGUUGCUACGUCAAGUGUUGCUACGUAGUAGCAAGGUGCUACGUGGUAGCAAGGUGCUACGUGGUAGCAAGGUGCUACGUGGUAGCAAGGUGCUACGUGGUAGCAAGGUGCUACGUGGUAGCAAGGUGCUACGUGGUAGCAAGGUGCUACUACAUGGUAGUAGGCGACUACUGCUGCUACUGACUACUACCAGAUUCACCACCACUGCUGGUAGCUGACUACAAUAACUACCACCACUACCACUGCUGGUAGUUUACAACAACUACCACCACCAUCACUGCU
Messenger RNA from Cherax quadricarinatus, 1621 nucleotides. RefSeq names its product Partner of paired (gene Ppa). Gene Ontology annotation, biological process: SCF-dependent proteasomal ubiquitin-dependent protein catabolic process. Gene Ontology annotation, cellular component: SCF ubiquitin ligase complex. Gene Ontology annotation, molecular function: protein binding. Lineage: Eukaryota; Metazoa; Arthropoda; Malacostraca; Decapoda; Parastacidae. The record is from RefSeq and is a predicted model, not a curated record.